ACUACCACAAAGUAGCAUAUCAUCUGUUUCUCUCUCUAGCUAUCCUUCUUCAAUGGCGUCCUCUGCAAAACCUUUCUCUCUCUUCCUUCUCAUCAUCACCCUCUUAACCACACUACUCUACACUACUCAUGCAAGAGAGAACCAAUUCUUCAACAAAGCCUCCACCACUAACACCAACAACGACAACCUCGUACCAGAUGACGUCGAAAAAGAACCUCUGAACAACCAGCCCGAUUUCCUGCCGGAAAACGAAAACGGCUACGGCCUCUCCGGCCACAACUCCGUCCAACUCCCUCCUUCCGCCGCCACCACCGAAUCCAAGCGGCCUCUCCCAAAGUACCUCCCAAGAAACUACAACCCAGUUGCGUACGUCACCGAACCAGAAGCCACCAACACAUUUGCAGAAGAAAAAAGUUAUUACAACAAUGGCGGCGGCGGCGGUGAACGAAACUACUACUACAGUAACAACAACAACAACCAGCAACAAGAAGAAGAAGAAGAGGAAGAAGAGCCGCCGUACCGGAGAAGCUACCCCAACACCAGAAGCAACUACUACAACGGCGGCGAAUUCCGGCGGCCGCAAGGAAUGAGUGAUACGAGGUCGCUGGAAAAUGGAAAGUAUUAUUAUGAUUUAAAUACAGAGAAAUACAACAGUAAUCACCCGUAUGAAAGAUUGAGGGCAAGAAAUGAAUACAGCAACGUCGUUAACAGAAAUAACUACCGUGGGUAUGAAUCUAACGGCCGUGAUAACUCCGUUAGAGGAUACCGUCAGAACGGCCGUGAGGUUGAUCAGUACUUUCAAGAUGAGGGUUAUAACAAUAAUUUGCCUUGAAAAAAUAUGAGAUGCAUGAUAAUUCAGAUAACUACUUGUUUGGAUUAUAAUAUUUAUUAAUUAAUGGUCGAUUUGUAAGAUAACGAAAUUACGGAUUAGUUUAUAUGUAUGUAUUUUUAUUUUAUUUUUUGAUUUAAGAAAUGUGUAUGCUUUACACAUUUUUUGGAUGUCAUUGUUGGAAAGAGUGAUAAUAUAAUAUAAUGGGAUUUUGAGUUGUGUGUUAUA
Molecule: messenger RNA, 1057 nt
Organism: Erythranthe guttata (spotted monkey flower)
Lineage: Eukaryota; Viridiplantae; Streptophyta; Magnoliopsida; Lamiales; Phrymaceae
Source: RefSeq, a predicted model, not a curated record